AUGCAUCAGAAUCCUUGCGCUCUCGCGCUUCCGCUGCGUGUGCCUGCAGAUGAUAAUGCCCUGCUCAAGGCUAUUCAAAAUAUGGGGGACGGACUGCCUGCAUCAGCGUCUUCGGACCUAGUUCAGACUAUCGAGAGGUACAGUGCUUUGCGUACGGAUGUUAAAAACAUGGACUCGCUUAAAGAGGCGUACUCUUUGGCGUUGCCGUUGGCCAAACAGCUUCCGUGGGCAUCGAAGGAGUUCAAAGAGCUAAUUUCACAACAUAGUCAUCACUGGAUAUUCGAAGAAGCUGCCGCUACAGGCGAGGCAACGUCGUUCCUAGAGCCGCUUAUGAUCGAUGUCGUUAACAUUCUGUAUAAUCUGGGGGUCUUGUUGGCCCGCCAGGCGUCGAGUCCAGAUCAGAAGGAAAACGUUCUGAGUCUCUUCGCACAGGCUGCAAAUCUUUUUGAAAAGGCGUCAGAGAUAGUUUCGGAGAUUCAGCCACUUGCCGACUCGUCCGGCUGUGACUUUGUCGAUCGCAACUACCUGAUGGCGAUUCUCCACACUGUCAGGGGCUGCGGAUACGAAUCUGAAGUCUCGAGGUACGUCGCAGCGAAAGGAGCUCCAGCUUUGAUAGCUCAAGAAGCGGCAAAGGCACAUCGCAACUUUACUCAUGCAACGGAGUUUUUCGAUAAGCUCUCGGAAGCCACGGACGUUUACUAUGGACUCUGGUACACCGCUCUUUUUAAGAAGCACUACUAUGAAGUUGUUGCUAGGUAUCACAUCAGUCAGUAUUCUACUCCGGAUAAUGCGUUAAAGGAGAUUGCUGAAGCGGUUUCUCUUUUAGAAGGGCUGAAAGAGAGACUAUCUGCGUUAGAGUCGCUUCCCUCUUAUGGGGAUGCACAGAAGUCUUAUGAAGACAUUAAAAAACUUGUUGGAACAGGAGGAAAGAAGAAGCCAUCCGCUGCAGCCCAGCUUCAAGAGAUUGAUAAGUUGGGUGUCUGUCUUUCUGAUAAGACCGAGUAUACAUAUGAACUGCCGAGUGUGUAUAUUCCUUCUGCCGGCCGUGUGAUGUCUGAGUAUUCCGACGCCAAUGCUCUUCAAUUGAAGGUUAUUGAUUUAGAGGGAAAGCUGGCAGAGCUGAAGCGUUUACGAGAUGCCCAUGAGGAGGAGAUAAGGCAACUGAAGAUUGAGCUAGAGGAUGCACGCGCCCAGCCACCUGUGGUCAAGCCGGAGGUUCCCCCAGAAGAGGAAACAUCUACCUCUAAAGCCAAGAAGGGGUCUGCAAAAGAAGACAAAAAGCGCGGAGAUAAGACUAGUGCUAAGACUAGUGCAAAAACCAGUGCAAAGACAAGCAGAAGAGGUAGCAUCAGAGGUGGAGAGCCCUCUGAAACGCCCAAUCCUGACUCUAUCACUGCUCAGCUUCCUGUCUUGGCAGAAAGAAUGCUUCCGCUUACUACGGAGAGCGCACCAGACUUCGGGCCAUUGCUUAAAGCGCGCGACAUUGAGAUUGAGAGACUUCGCUCUCUCUGUGAAGUCUUCUUCGAACAGUCGUACCAGCAAUCUCUAAAGGCUGCUGCUCCAGUUCCCACUCUUCUGCUAGAAGCCAAGGAGGGCGUACAAGAAUCACCUGCUCUAUCAGCACCUGCAUCGGUGAAGAGUAAGGCCUCUAAAUCAGAACAUGGGAAGAAAGAUAGGAAGAAAGGAACAGAGUCAUCCGACACUUCUAUUGCGGAGACCCCUGCCGAGGAGCAGAAGCCAGUUCCUGCUGUCCCUGUUCAGAGCGGACUUUCUGAUGAGGAAAGGGAAGCAUUGAAAGUCCAAAUUCAGGAACGUGAUGACGAGAUAGCGAAACUGAAGGAGCAGCUUCAUGCCACGUCAACGGGUCAAGUCUCCACACCAAAUCAGGCGGCAUCUGUCACACCGUCAGCACCUCUGUCUGCUCGUGGGAAAGCGUCCAAGUCAAAGGCAGAUAAGAACGACAAAGCGGACAAAACAAAGAAGGGUAAGAAGAAAGGGGAGGCGUCUGAGGCCUCCGAUACCCCUGCGUCCGCAACGGCAUCGCAGAUUGCUGCUGAGGACGUUCAGCAAGCACCCAUACCGGCAAAGCCCAUCGAAAUCCUGGAUGCUGAUGAAGUUUCUAAGGCCCGCGAGGCUCUAGAACAGGAAUUGGUUGACAUGCAUGCGAGAACUGCAGAGCUAGAAUCACAGCUUAAGGAUGCACAGGAUGCCCUUCUGAAGACUGCCAGUCACAUAGUUCCCCAGGAUCCCCUCCCGUCCUCUGAUUUGAUAGCCCAAAAGGAUCAGGAAAUAGAACGUCUGCGUGCUUGCAUUGCAAAUUUGGGCGAUCAGGCGAUAGAGCGUGCGAGGAAUGGAGCAGGCGACGGCGUUGACUAUGAGCAGUUGUUUAAGGAGCGCGAGUGCGAAGUAGAACGGCUCCGAAAGCUUCUAGUGUCUCGGGACUUAGAAAUUAAGAGGUUAAAGAACAGUCCAGGCUCAGAUAGCCUUCAGCAAUUGCAAAAGACCGAGAUAGACCGUCUCCGCGGAGAAUUACGGGCCAAAGAUAAACUGGUUGAUAGGCUGAAGCAAUCCAUUGCCAGUCAGGAAACAGCUUUUACGUGUCUUCGAAGUACCGUUGAAGAGAAAGAUAAAGAAACAGCUAACUUGCGCAUGGCCAUAAAGUCUCAGGAUCAGCAGAUGAAGAGCCUAUUGAGUACGGCUACAUACAACUCUACUCGGGAGGGAACCAUGUAUUUACCGUCAGCUAACACGGCAUCGUUACCACAGUCAUCUAAGACAGAGCUUGACAAUAUCAGAGAAGAGCUUCGUGAUAAGAAGAGGGAGGUGGCAAAGCUGCGUGAUGCCCUGAUGAACUCUCUGGACUCUUCAGCGAUUGACUCCGUUCUCCAGGCGGAGAUUGAGCAGCUGAAGAAUGAGCUACAAGCCAGGGACAAAACUAUAGUGGCCCUGACAGCCAGAAUUAAUAUGUUGGAUGCCGAUCUACCGUGA
Molecule: messenger RNA, 2988 nt
Organism: Giardia duodenalis
Lineage: Eukaryota; Fornicata; Diplomonadida; Hexamitidae
Product: putative Spindle pole protein
Exons: 1
Coding region: 1-2988 (995 amino acids)
Source: RefSeq, a predicted model, not a curated record